Messenger RNA from Achroia grisella, 2976 nucleotides. RefSeq lists its product as uncharacterized. NCBI's taxonomy places the organism in Eukaryota, Metazoa, Arthropoda, Insecta, Lepidoptera, Pyralidae. The transcript has 7 exons. Bases 170 to 1453 code for a protein of 427 amino acids. The record is from RefSeq and is a predicted model, not a curated record.
UUUAUCAUCGGCCCAAUUAAUAAAUUAUUAUUAAAUGACUCCGAUAGUUUAUUCUGUUGUUUACCAACAUACAGAUAAAGUAAUAAGAUAAAUAUUUUUUGUAUACGUGGAAUAAUAUUUUAUGUGAGUGCAGUAUCAUUAUAUAUUUGGUUUUACAAUCGGCGUACCAAUGGCAUCGUCUACACCAAAGCAAGUGAACGAUACGAGCAACGGCCCCUCGGGAAAGCGAAAGAAAUCUCGACGUAGCAAAGGGUCCUAUUUGUCUAAAUGGUUAGACAAGACUAUGCAACAUGUUCAGGAGACGACCACAACAGUGGAUGCUUACGAAUCAUACGUGAAUCCAAAUUUGAACUGGCCGACUAACUCGCAAUUCUCCCCUGGUUACGAGCAUUGCAGGUACAAUAUUUAUGGUUGUGCUGAGCCAAUGUCGCUUCCUACACUGCCCACGUUCUAUAAUCCGCCGAUACCUCCUUUCUAUAACCCUGAAUACAGGUAUAGACAAGGUGUAAACAAAAAUAUUCCAAUCCAAAGGCCAAGAAUACAUCGGCGUAGUGAUGCUGCAGCUGAAGAAUUGCAGAGUAUCCCUAAUAGUACACUGAAUAGUACCAAUUACUUGCAACCAAAGAAUUUUACUGAUAAUCAAGAUUUCGCGAGCUUGCCGCCGAUCGUUACGUCAGUUGGUGACACAAAUUCCAACAGUGACAUGCAUACUAAUGAUAAGGACGAUGGCAGUAAUGCCCGGAGGUAUAGUGAUCCAUGUGUACGAGGUUUACCAGAUGUAGCACGGCCAGCAAAUGGUGAGGUGGAGUCUGAUUCUGAAUCCAGUACGAGUAUCUCAGAAUGUCAGAUUGGUAACCGUUUAUUGAGCCAUUUACUCGACCAAAUAACAUCAUUAAAAAUGGCAAAUGAGAGACUGAGUAAAGACUUACUAGACACUAAAGCUGAAUUGGAAAACAUUAGACAACAUAAUGUCAUACUGCAGAAGGGUUCGUCUUCGAAAAUUGGUGCCAGCCCGAGCCACGCACCACUCACAGAUAAUGGUCUUCUAAGCUCACAGUACUCCCCUGGUUUCCUCACGGAUUUGGUGCGUGAGAUUCGUGAUGCAGCGCGCAUCCGAGAAGAGGCUCUGUACUCCAGGGUACGAGCUAUGGUACUCGAGAGGACAGAGAAUGGAAUGGCGUCAGCUGAAGCAAAAUUUCAUGAGAAAUCUCUUGAAGAGGUCAAGAAUUCUUUGCGUACCUACGAAGCUGACAAGCGCCACAUGAUGGAUCGAAUCGUUAAGCUGGAGGAGGAAUUGCGUACUCUAAGAACGACCAAUGGGUUAGAACAUAACGAAACGAAAAUGAUGAAUGGCAAUGUUGAAGACGUAGAAGCUGAACGACUGCGUCUGCGCAAGGAAGUCGCAGAUAUGCGAAAGGCUAAACAGAAUGCCGAAGAACACGCGCUCAAGUAAAAAUUAAUAAAUAAUAAUUGAAAUGACAAGAGAUCCAAUUGUACUAAUAUUUAUUUCUGACAAUCAAGACCAUCAAAUUCCAUUAAAAUUUAGACUAACAAAUUCUUUAUAACAAUUCUGGUAAUCUGAAGAUAACAUAUCUUAAUUUUAUAUAACUACUAUUUUAUUCCUAAUUAUAUUAUAUUUAUAGUUGUGAAUAAUUUAUUGUUAUACACAAUAUAUAAUUUUCAAUGAACAAAAUUAAGAAGUCAUAUUGAGGACAUAGGAGCAAUUCUUUUCUCCGCCUUUAUUUAAUGUGUUAUGUACAUUAUAAUGAUUACUAUUAGGAAUAAUUUGAAAUGAUUCUAAUUUAAAUUUGUCCUAAAUUAUUUUGCUCAUGAUUGUGAUGUGAAUUUGUCUUUAUUAGAACAAUGUCGAAUUUAUAAUUAAAUAAUAAUUCGUUUAUAAUUAUUUAAAUGUGUGUGUUCAAAGAAAGUUUGAAAAUUUGUGUUGUUUUGUAGUUUUAUGAUCCAAACGUUUUGGUAAUUGUAAAAAUAUGCAAAAGUGUUGAUUCAGAAUGUAGCAAAAAUAUAAUUACAUAUUUCUGUAUUUAUUAUAGUCCCCUAAAAGAAUGUGUCAAAGGGGUCAUAUAAAAUAAAAAAUCAUUAAUUAUAUAUGUAAGAAAGUAAACUGAAUAAUUCUAUUUCUAUUAUUAUACAAGAUAUUAGGCGUAAAUGGUAUACCAAACUAAGUCAGAUUACUCUACUCUACUCUAGAAACUAACAAUUUUCGCCGAGACGCAAAGUGGAAAUCAGAAAAUUAAUGUUGAACAAUUUAUAAUAAGUAGAUCACGUGAUAUCGGUAUUUGUAUAAAGGUUCUUUUUUUAAGUUCCCGACUUGGUUUCUUUGAAAAAGUUUUUAGUUACAAUGAAUGCUGGUUUUCACUUGUAUUCGACUUGAUUCUGUAUUUAGUUUUUACAGUAACUACUAAUUUUUUUAUAUCAUAUAUUCCUUUAUUUUCGAUCUAUAAUAUCAACUAAACUGUAUUAAGAAUUAAAAUAACUCGAAUAGCAUCAUUUUCUUAUUUUAUUAUAAACAAAAACGAUGUAUCAAAUAUGUUUAUGGGACUUAAUUAAAAACUUUAAUUAUAAAUGACAAAGCUCAGUUUUGUUUAAUAAAAAAUCGUUGAGAAUAAUAGCCUACUUCGAAAGUGAGAGUUUUUUUUUAUUCUAUAUAUAUGGUAUAGUUAUCAAAGAUUUAAUUUUGAAUUAACAUGAUUUAUUUGAUAGAUACUGAUCACUCUCUCUUUACUAACCACCGAUCACACUUAGAAUAGACUGAUUUUUUACUAAUUUAUUGACUUACAAUUAAGUAACAUACCAAAUUAGAGAUUAUAAUUAUAUCAAUACAAUAUUUCAUAAGUACUGAUACAAUUUAUCUGUUGUAUUAAAUUAUUUUUUGACAUUACCCGUGGCUCAUGUAUGACCCACUGCAAACACCUAUGAUUUUUUUAAUCAAUUUACGCAAUAAUAAAAAUAUUAUUU